GAGAUCCGAAAGUGUAUCCACACAUGAAGCGGUCUGACCUUCUUCACGCUUGCUUCUUACUUGCUAGACACCAUAUAACUGCAUUUUAACCCCGUAUCUUUCACCUGUAUCUCUCACACAUUAUGGCAAACCCACAGCUUGCGUCUUUCAAGGUCCCCAUUGUCGACAAUGAGCCCAUGAGAGGCUAUGCGGUUGGCUCAUCAGAGCGUAAAGCUCUAGAAGCAGCAAUCGUCAAGAUGGAGCAGGAGCUCCCCUUCGAAGUCCCUUGUAUCGUGAAUGGUAAACCAGUCAAAACUGGGAAAUUGGCAAAACAGAUCAUACCAUCAGACCACGCUAGACAUCUUUGCUCGUAUCACGAAGCUGAUCAGGCCACUGUGGCGAGUGCGAUAGAUGGUGCUCUUGCGGCAAAGGCUGAGUGGGAGGGCAUGCCUUGGAACGAUAGGGCUGCUAUCUUCUUGAGAGCUGCGGAACUCGUUAGUGGGAAGUAUCGCUAUCAGUUGAUGGCAGCUACGAUGUUGGGCCAAGGCAAAAAUGCAUGGCAGGCCGAGAUUGAUGCUGCGGCAGAGCUUACCGAUUUCUUCCGAUUUGGUGUGAAAUACGUGGAAGAGCUGUAUAUUCAACAGCCGCCCAAAAAUGCUGCGGGCACAUGGAACCGCGUCGAGUACCGCGCGCUUGAAGGCUUUGUCCUUGCCGUUUCGCCAUUCAAUUUCACCGCUAUCGGUGGUAACCUCCCUGGAACACCUGCCCUCGUAGGCAAUGUCGUGGCGUGGAAACCAUCGCCAGCUGCUACCUACUCUAACUACCUCGUGUACCAAAUCCUUGCUGAAGCAGGUGUUCCCCCCGGUGUUAUCCAAUUCGUCCCUGGACCUCCCCCAGAAGUAGUCGCACAAGCAAUUGACCAUCCCGCUUUCUCUGCGCUCCACUUCACGGGUAGCACAUUCGUGUUCAAGAAGCUGUGGAAAGAUAUCGCUGCCAACUUGGACAAAUACAAGGGAUACCCAAGGAUCGUGGGUGAGACUGGUGGCAAGAACUUCCAUGUUAUUCAUAAAUCGGCGGAUGUACGGAACGCGGUGUUGCAGAGUGUGCGAGGCGCGUUUGAGUAUCAAGGACAAAAGUGUUCUGCUCUUUCGCGUAUGUAUGUUUCAUCGUCCCUCUGGAAUUCGGGUUUCAAAGAUCAGUUCCUGGGAGAGAUUGCAAAGAUCAAGGUUGGAGUACCCCAGGACUUUAGCAACUUCAUGGGACCUGUGAUAGGAAAGCCAGCUUUCGAUAAAAUUGUUGAUUACAUCGGCAAAGGGAAGGCUGCUGGAGGAGAAGUUCUCAUCGGUGGAACUGGUGAUGAUUCCAAGGGUUAUUUCAUCCAACCCACCGUCAUUCUGACCAAAGACCCGCGUUCCGUCACCAUGGCUGAGGAAAUUUUCGGUCCUGUCGUUACUGUUUACGUUUACGAUGAUGCAGACUUUGAGAAGACCCUCGAGCUCAUCGACAGCACUUCACCUUACGCUCUGACAGGUUCCAUUUUCGCGGCUGACCGCAAGGCUCUCGUGCUCGCCACCAACAAGCUUCGCAACUCCUCUGGUAACGUGUACUACAACGAGAAAUGUACUGGUGCUGUUGUAGGCCAACAGCCCUUCGGUGGAGCACGCGCGAGCGGUACGAACGACAAAGCCGGAAGUAUCAGCAUUUUCUACCGAUUCGUCUCUGCACGCAGCAUCAAGGAGAAUUUUGUGGGCUUGGAGGACUUCCAGUACCCUUCGAAUUUGAUCUGAGGAAACCCGACACUGUUGCCUAAGAGAAAAACACGUUAUUUCUUUUUGCUGUACUGUUAUAACAAAAACUAAAGGUAGCGGAAGAAAGGAAAGCAGCUAUAUGUGUAGCACCAGUGUAGCAUAUGUAUUUUCUGCCAAUCAGGGGGUUUCUAUUUGCGAUAAUUUUUGUGUGCCGCCUUGCAUCAACAUAGCCAAAU
Serpula lacrymans var. lacrymans S7.9 is the source of this 1963-nucleotide messenger RNA. RefSeq lists its product as uncharacterized. The transcript has 11 exons. Gene Ontology annotation, molecular function: L-glutamate gamma-semialdehyde dehydrogenase (NAD+) activity. NCBI's taxonomy places the organism in Eukaryota, Fungi, Basidiomycota, Agaricomycetes, Boletales, Serpulaceae. The coding region runs from base 123 to 1766 and encodes 547 amino acids. Gene Ontology annotation, cellular component: mitochondrial matrix. The record is from RefSeq and is a predicted model, not a curated record.